AUGUUGAUUACGUCCCCUUCCAUCGAAGGAAAUGUAGACGCAGCCUAUAUCAAAAAGCAACUUUAUUACGAUAAGCAAGAACCUAUACCCUCCCAUGCAUUAGACACUUCUGCUGGAAUAGUCAACGAGUUACGACUAAUAAGUUGUAAAAAAGAUGAGAAAAACGCUUUCAGAUUUUUUCAGAUGCGCAAAAUCAGAAACUCAUUGGUCACGUUUAUUGGUCCGACAGAGUACAACAUUUUCAAGCUCGAUGGUGUAAAUAUGUUUACGAGUUCGGCCACAAUCAAGUUCAUAGAGGACAAGAGAGUGAUUUUUUCAAACGUUUUUAAUUUGAACAUGAUGGAAAGAAUUAUCCAGGAACAAAAACUAACCCCAAUGUAUUCAUUUAAGUUUUGUCAUAAGUACAGCUUAAACUUUCUUGGGUAUAAAAACUUGCAAAAGGAAGAAGUGCCGCAAAUUAUUUCUACAGGUAGUUUCACCUCUUUGGAUAGUAAUACAGAAAAUAUGAAACUGAAGGUCGAACGUCUUCACAAAGAAAUCAAAGAAGAAAAAGUGUUGAGGAUGUCAUAG
Mucor mucedo is the source of this 570-nucleotide messenger RNA. RefSeq lists its product as uncharacterized. The record is from RefSeq and is a predicted model, not a curated record. Bases 1 to 570 code for a protein of 189 amino acids. The transcript has 2 exons. NCBI's taxonomy places the organism in Eukaryota, Fungi, Mucoromycota, Mucoromycetes, Mucorales, Mucoraceae.